Molecule: messenger RNA, 438 nt
Organism: Nicotiana tabacum (common tobacco)
Lineage: Eukaryota; Viridiplantae; Streptophyta; Magnoliopsida; Solanales; Solanaceae
Source: RefSeq, a predicted model, not a curated record
AUGCAUCAGCAGCAGCAGCAGCAACCAGUUGGGAGGGUGCAAAGACUUGCUUCUUGGAAUGAUAAUAGAGACACUACUGCCCAAGAUGGCGGGUACUUGUUCAAUUCACAACCAGGGCCAGGGCCACCGCUGUUGCAGCAGCUAUUUGGCGGCCAAAAUCAGUUUUAUACUCAGAGGGGACCCCUUCAGUCCAGUAACACACCUUCGGUUCGAGCAUGGAUUGACCCAACAUCAUCAGCCAUUGCAAUUGGCUCAGCUGAUCAAGCAGUAUUACCCGUGUAUCAUCAUCCAUCCACAAUUCCUCCUGGUUAUGGAUUUGCCUCUGAAUUAGGCGGAUUCUCUGGGUUUCGUAUUCCUGCUCGAAUCCAAGGUGAUGAAGAGGAGCAGGAUGGUAUAUCCGAUAAGCCAUCCUCUGCUUCCUCUGAUUCUCGCCAUUGA